AAAGAUCAUCAAAAAAACAAAACGCUUUGAAAACUGUAGGAGAGUAAGUGAAAGGAAGAGAAAGUGAGAGGAAAAUUUACAGCGAGCAGCCCCAAACCCGGAAAAAAAAAACACCAAACCAAAACCAAAACAGAGACGCUACUGCGUGUGUGUGUGUUUGUUUGUGUGAAAGGGAGAGCAAGUGCAAAACCCAGAUAUCCAAACACUUCCGGGCUUUCUCUGUCUAUCUCCCCCAUUUGAUCGGAACCUCUCAUUCAUUGUACAGAAGCAUUCUGGGACCGUCCUCGGAUUACUGUACGAUCAGGACCCCACGUCUUGUCUGGUUCCGAAAUACCUCCCCGAGCCCGUACAAUGGAGCGGUACGGUCGGACUACUGAAGGCUCUAUGUCCGAUCCGUCUCCUGAAUGGACCGCUCCGGGACCUGAAACCGGACUGGAAGAGCCUAUGUGGCAAUUGGGAUUGGGCGGUCCGGAAUCGUACCCGGAACGACCGGAUGAGGCCGACUGUAUCUACUAUCUGCGAACCGGGUUUUGUGGGUACGGCUCCCGGUGUCGGUUCAAUCAUCCCCGUGACCGCGGCGCGGUUAUAGGAGCUGCACGACCUGGUGGAGGGGAGUACCCAGAGCGAGUGGGCCAGCCCGUGUGCCAGUAUUACAUGAGGACAGGGGCAUGUAAAUUCGGUGCUUCCUGUAAGUACCACCAUCCUCGGCAGGGAGGAGAAUCUACCCCCGUAUCACUAAAUUAUUUUGGAUAUCCGUUACGUCAGGGUGAAAAAGAGUGUUCCUACUAUGUAAAAACUGGGCAGUGCAAGUUUGGCGGGACGUGUAAAUUCCAUCAUCCACAACCUGCUGGCAUACAAGUUCCACCAUUAUCAUUAGCACCACCAGUUGCAGCUAUGCCUACACAAGCAUUACAUCCAGGUGUGCGCUCUUCAUCUGUUCCUUCAUCACAACAAUAUGGGGUAGUUGUUGCAAGGCCUCCUCUGCUAUCGGGCUCAUAUGUUCAAAGUCCUUAUGGUCCCGUGCUGCUACCAAGCAUGGUUCCCUUUCCGGGAUGGAAUCCUUACCCGGUACCCAUAAGCCCAGUACCCUCUCCUAGUUCUCAGCCCUCUGUUGGUUCUGGGCCGCUUUAUGGGAUGACACCCUUGUAUCCAGCAGCAUCUGCCUAUACUGGAACGUAUCAACCCGUACCUUCAUCUGUUGGUCCUCCAGGAAGUAGUCAGAAGGAAUACUCAUUUCCAGAAAGACCUGGUCAACAGGAAUGUCCGCAUUACAUGAGAACGGGAGAUUGUAAAUUUGGCUCCUCAUGUAGAUAUCAUCAUCCACCUGAAUUGGUUGCACCUAAAAGGAACGUUGUUCUUAACCUCAUUGGUCUUCCUUUGCGUCCUGGUGCACCUCCUUGCACUCAUUAUGCACAACGUGGGGUAUGCAAGUUUGGGCCUGCAUGCAAAUUUGAUCAUCCAACGGGAACAUUGAGCUACAGUCCAUCUGCAUCUUCCCUAGCUGAUAUGCCAGUUGCACCCUACCCUGUGGGAUCUUCAAUUGGUAUGCUAGCCCCGUCAUCUUCGUCUUCAGAGUUGCGGCCCGAACUUAUUUCAGGAUCCAGCAAGGACUCUGUUUCAUCCAGAAUGUCAUCGUCAACGAGCACUUCUAGUGGAUCAAUUGGUUCAACUUUUUCAAAGAGUGAACCUAUUCAUCAUUUGACUGUACAGCAGUCUGCUCAUGGUUCUGGCCCUUCGACUGGCAGCAGCAGUGGUGGCACUGGGUUUCUCUCUUCAAACUAAGCCACAUCAAGUCACACCCUUUUUAUUACUCCUUUUGAUCAAAUUUCAUGGGCCAAAACAUAAUUUUUUGGUGGAAGUCCUCAAAAAGAGGCUUCAUCUCUCAGUUACCAAUGUACCACGGUUCAGCCUAGCACACAGCAGCCUAAAUUUUCUCUAUGUUCAUAUAGUCUUUUUAUGGCCACUUCCUACAUCUUGAAUAAACCAUGGCCAACUUCAAAAGUUUAGCAUACCUCAUAUAGCAUUCCACCUAAAUUCUGAAUAACCAUGAAAGAACCUGCAGUUCCAUUAGGCAAAUCAGUGUCCAUCUCUCCAAUUUUCAGAGUUUGUUGUGUUUAUUUCAUCCAAUCUUUUUCGAAAUGAAAAAGAUGUGUCCCAUAGUGUUUUUUCUUCUACAUUGACUUUGUGUCCAUGUCUCUCUUUUUUAUUUUUCUUUGAUGUUGGGAACAAGCUUCUGAUUCAUCUUAGAAAAGGAAUUCGAAGGUCUUAUUGUUCCCUCACUUUUUUGGUCUAGGGUUUAUCAUAAAAAGAGAAGUAAUGAUCAAGACACUCCAAUGAGGCAUCAGACUGCUAUGUUAUACGGGAUGGGACCCAAAGUCAUGUUGUGACAAUUAGAAUGUUUGACUUGGUUCUUGAUAAGUUUAUCAUGAAAUACAAAUAUAUGAAAGAACACUCUGGAAUGUGUAAUAAUUGUACCCUUCUAUUUCUCCAUUUAUAAAAGAGAUACUUUCUUAUUGCU
Messenger RNA from Juglans regia (Persian walnut), 2518 nucleotides. Its product is annotated as zinc finger CCCH domain-containing protein 34-like. The transcript is spliced from 7 exons. Lineage: Eukaryota; Viridiplantae; Streptophyta; Magnoliopsida; Fagales; Juglandaceae. The record is from RefSeq and is a predicted model, not a curated record. Gene Ontology annotation, molecular function: metal ion binding; mRNA binding. The coding region runs from base 352 to 1782 and encodes 476 amino acids.